AUGAACAUGUCUGCUACCGCUUCUGACACCACUGCUACCAGCGCGGCGUUCCCUUCGACAUCGCUGGCCCAGUCCACCUCGCCUGCCCUCCUCGCCCCUUCGCCCAAAGUCCCGCUCGACCACUUCGGCGCGAUGCAGACCGAUGAGUCUUCCGAACAGAGCGACGAGCCUGCAGAGGCGAAGCAACCGUCGACAGGUCGCGAGGCGAAGUGGGACGACGAAGACGAGGUCUGGCGCUGCUUGGAUUGCUUCUGGGAGGUUGAGUACGGCGAGUGCGUGGACUGCGGGAAGACGUAUGAGCGCUCUGAGGAGACCAUCGUUCGCGAGGAAGAGCGUUUCGCCGGCAGCGAGCAGCUCGAGCCAAUCGUCCCGAAGAGUCGCCCGCCUUCGCCUUGGCUGCCUGAAGCGUUCCUUUCUGCAGCGAAAGAGCCGCUCUCCAAGGAGGACCAGGUCAAGUGCCUUCUCGCUCGCGGCGCGACGACCAAAAUGAUUGAGCGGUACGACCUCGAGUACUCGCCGCUCCGCGGCAUCAUCGCAACCGCAGACGACGAGCUCGAGGAUUCCUUCUUCCCCGAUGGAUUCGAGCUCGCACAGUACGAGCGUUCUCCGCAGGAGAUCGCGAAGCUGAGGGAGGAGGACGAGAACUUCUUCCCGAGGGUUCCCUUUCCGAUGCAGAAGUCAGACGACAAGCACCCUUGGCGCAUCCACCUCGGCGACUGGAUCGUUCUUAGCCCGCUCGACCCCUACGGCGACGACUUCGUUUUCAACGCUGUUGAGUACCUUCUGUGGCAAUCCGACCACGGCAACGCAGCAACUGUCGUCGAACAGUUUGGCGACUUCGGCGACGAUGGCCAACGUUUCGUCACGCGCGAGUUGGCUGAAGGCGAGAAGAUCAUGACGCUGGGCGACUUCGCAGGGGAGUGGCCCUCGCUCAGCCACGCCUACGACAUAGACGAAGCCAGCAUCCUCUGCAUUCCCGUCGAGACCGACGAAUACUGGGAACCGCUUCUGCUUGUCGAGGCGAAGAAGUCGGACGAGGAGACGGAGGAACUGAAUGCAACGACGGCUGAACUCUGGGCUGGCAGCGAAGUUGAGAAGGAGCAAGACGACGAGUCGGAGGCGCAGGAGUCGGGGGGCGACAUCAGCAUGCAGGUGGAGGCGGAGCAGAGCGGCGAGGCGGAGCAGCCUGCGACGGAGCGUAUGGAGGAUGAGCCGGAGGAGCCGGGCGAGAUCUUCGAGUUUGCUUGA
This is a messenger RNA of Rhodotorula toruloides NP11, 1248 nucleotides long. RefSeq lists its product as uncharacterized. The transcript has 2 exons. NCBI's taxonomy places the organism in Eukaryota, Fungi, Basidiomycota, Microbotryomycetes, Sporidiobolales, Sporidiobolaceae. Bases 1 to 1248 code for a protein of 415 amino acids. The record is from RefSeq and is a predicted model, not a curated record.